AGCCGACUCCGUACCCGUGCCUUAGCCUCGUGUCACUGGCAUCAUAGGCCGGCCGCGGCAACUUUGGCCCGGGUGCAAGAGGAAUGCUGGUGGCCAAACCUGCGAAGGGAUGUGAAUGACUUCUGUACACAGUGCUUAUCCUGUCGGCGAGAGUCCUUACGC
Perkinsus marinus ATCC 50983 is the source of this 162-nucleotide messenger RNA. RefSeq lists its product as hypothetical. The transcript has a single exon. The record is from RefSeq and is a predicted model, not a curated record. The annotation marks the transcript as partial. Lineage: Eukaryota; Perkinsozoa; Perkinsida; Perkinsidae.